AUGCUAUUUGAUCAAAACAAAACAGAUCAAUUAAAGCUUAAUCCCAAAUAUUAAAAUCUCUUAAAAUGGGGAAUCGAUAAUGGAGUCAUCAUUAAAGAUGUAGAUAUGCCAGCAGCCUUUGGAGAUUUAACUGGAGUUGUUGCUACUAAAGAUAUUCCUCCUAAUACAGUAUUUUAACAUUAUUAUUAAUACUCAAGGCUAUUAUUUGUGUACCAUAACCCUUAAUAAUAUCCUAAGAAAAAUGUAAAAUUAGCUCCUUAUCUAUUGUCUAUGAUAAACAUCCAGAAUUAUUUGAUGAAAAUGAAACAUCAGAUGCUGAAUUCAAUAUCCUAAGUAUCAUUGAAUAUUUAUUUAGUUUUUUAUUUGUACAAUGAAAAGAAAAAAGGUGAACACUCAUUCUAUCAUCCAUAUAUUUAAGCUAUAUAAUCCAAUAAUACUUUAAUAGAUUGGUCUACAGAAGAACUAACUUAUAUUGAAGAUCCAAUUAUUCUUGAUGAAUUUGCCAUUGUUCGUGAUGACCUCAAAGAAUUAUGGAACUAAGCCAAAAAUAUCUUUAGUGAAUUUGUACAAGUCUUUGGAGAAACUAGACCUACAGAUAAGGAAGAUUUUUAUUGGGCUGCUUAAAGUGUUAUGAGUAGAUGUUUUGGUUGGUCAUUGAAAUCUACUAGUAUGAUUCCUAUAGCUGACUUUCUCAAUCAUUCUAAUAAAGCUUGUACACAUUAUAUAGUUCAUUCCAAAAUUGAAAAACUUGAAUAAGAAAGAAUAAUUGCGGAAUAAAAAAAAAACAAUAAUCAAAAUAUAUAAAGCGAUUUUGAAGAUCUAGAAAAAUUAGAAGAAUAAUUAACAAAAUUAGUCUAAGAUUAAUAUAAAUUUAAGGCAAAUAAAAUCAAUUUAGAUAUUCUUAAUAUACCAUAAGAUUAAUCUUAACUAAAAAAAUUUGUUGAUUUAAAGAAGAAUUAUAUUUUAUCAAAUUAGCAAUUUCUUAAUCAAAAUCAAUUAAAAGAUAUUGAUAAUCUUGAUAAUAUUUCAAAUUCAGAUAAAAGAGCCAUGAUCAAUUGGAUCAAUUAUGAACAAAUUAUAUAAAACCCAUAAAUCAACUUAUGGGAUUUAGGAUUUGUUACUUCUUCAGAUAGUGAAGAUAAUGAUUCAGAUGAAGAAGUUGAAACAGCCAGAAACAAAUAAUUUGAAACUUUGAAAAUUAAAGAAUUAUCUGAUUGGAAAAUUAAAUUUUAAGAAAAAAAACUUUAGAGAGCUCAGAAAAUUGAUAAAACUUAAUAAGAUAUUAAAUAACAAUAGCUUAAUUAAACAGAGUCUUAAAAUUUAGAUGAAAAUAAUAGAUAGAGUCAGGAAGAUACAAAAAAUUAAAAAGAAACUGAAAGCAUUUUGACAAUCUGUUUAAAUAAUGGUAUUUUUUGAAAAUAAUGUUAGAAAAGAAAAACUUAGUAACAAUCAAAGGUUUGCCUCCUGAAUAGAUCUAAGCUUUGAAAUAAAGAUAAUAAUAAAUGAUGGAGGUUCAACAAUAACAAAUUGAACCACUUAUUUAGGAAUAAAAAUAAUAGUAGGAAUAAGAAACUGAAAGUGAUAGCAGUGAAGAGUCAAAAUGGGAUUGGCUAGAAGAAAAUGAUAAAGAUGCUUAUUUUUGUAUUACAACAACAGAACCUAUAAAAAAAUAUGAAUAAGUUACUGUUUCGUAUGGAAGAAGAACUAAUAGAUUCUUACUUAGCUGGUAUGGCUUUACAUUACCUGAGAAUAAAUAUAGCUCCUUUAAUUUUAGGGUAUAAAGUUGGUUCUAAAAAAGUUAUGGCUUAAUACAGAUAUUUGUAAAGAGAAGAUUACAAGUCAGAAAUAGAUUUUUGACACAAUCACCAUUAAUAAGUUGAUUUGCUCAGAGGAAUGGGAUACAGGUAAAAUCAAAUUUAAUGGACAUGAAAUACCUAUUUCAUCUAUUACUAAAGAAUUUAGAAUCAAAAAGAAUAAAUUAAAUAUGGAUUUGCUCAUGUAUUUGAGAUUAUACCUUCUGCUCUAUCAAGUCUAAGAAAAAGAUGUCUUAAUCACUAUACCUGUAUCAUUAGAUUAUGAAAUUUUUGUAAUGCAAUUUUGUAUCUAAUUGUUACAACAUUAUCUAAAUUCCUAUUCUUAAGAAUUGGCUUAAGAUAUAAAAGAAUUAGAUUCUUAAAUAUCUUUCUCAAGAAGAUUUGCAGUAAAAAUUAUUUUGAAAGUUAGCUCUACAUUAAUAAAGAACGAAAAGAGAUACUCAUCAAUUAGAUUAUGAUUUUAUUAGAUGCAAUCAUUAUCUUAAAAAAUUACAAAGAAAGCAAUGAUUUGAAAUAGUCUUACAUAUAAGAGAUACGUUAUAAUGUCUAUUAUAAAAUGGAAAUUUUACGAAGCUUAAAAGUAUAUCUCAAAUCAAUUCAUGAAUUUCUAUGA
Paramecium sonneborni is the source of this 2427-nucleotide messenger RNA. The record is from the annotation of a GenBank genome assembly. Lineage: Eukaryota; Ciliophora; Oligohymenophorea; Peniculida; Parameciidae.